UAAAGUUAUACAUGCAAAAGUUGUCCGACGAUGAACAUGAUUUGUAUAUUUCUAUUAAGUGUUGUUGCAUUAAGUACUGCUUACCAUGGUCAAGAUCAUGGUUAUAUGACAGCUUCCUGUAAUUUAUACGACCCGACUAGCAAGAACAGUGUAUAUGGUCAGCUAAACCUGUACCAGAAAUAUGGAAGCCAAAAAGUGUGGAUAAGGGGAAGGAUUUAUGAGCUAAGUCCAGGAUUACAUGGUUUUCAUGUCCAUGCAAAGGGAAAUGUUAGACAAAAUUGUACCAGUGCAGGGGGUCAUUUUAACCCAUUUAAUAAUAAUCAUGGAGCACCGUACGAUGCUAUCCGUCAUGUUGGAGAUCUUGGAAAUGUCGAGGCCAACAUGUUUGGAGUAGCUGAUAUUAAUAUUGUUGAUUACUGGAUAAGUUUAGAAGGAACAUCAGACAGGUCAAUUCUGAACAGAGCUAUAGUGAUUCAUGCUGGUGUUGAUGAUUUAGGAAGAGGGGGAGAUGCAGGAAGUUUGAAAACUGGAAAUGCAGGUGGAAGACUUGGUUGUUGUCAGAUAAAAGCAGCAUGAAUAUGUACGUCCUAUCUGCUUGUUUUUGAUUAAAGACGUAUCAGAAACUUUUUGAAUUAAAUAACUGACAAUUCUAAUAUUGAUAUAGAAAUUGUGUAUGGAGUAAUGUUUUUAUUGACUUUUAUCCGUCGAUACCUUUACUAUGAAAUGGUUUUCACCACUUUUAUGUGAAAUAUUUUUUUUAAUCAGAAUGUUACUCCUGAUGGAAAAAGGAUAAUUAAAAGAUGAUGACAAU
This is a messenger RNA of Mytilus californianus (California mussel), 811 nucleotides long. Its product is annotated as superoxide dismutase [Cu-Zn]-like. The record is from RefSeq and is a predicted model, not a curated record. Gene Ontology annotation, molecular function: superoxide dismutase activity; copper ion binding. Gene Ontology annotation, biological process: removal of superoxide radicals. The transcript is spliced from 5 exons. Lineage: Eukaryota; Metazoa; Mollusca; Bivalvia; Mytilida; Mytilidae. Bases 31 to 576 code for a protein of 181 amino acids.